AUGGAACCUGAAAUGGAUGUUGACAUCCCCGAGUCUCGGGGCACGAAGCGGCCCAUUGAUGAUACCGAGGGCGCUCACAAACCUAAGAAAAUCAGAGCUCUGGAUCCGGAUGUUGUGAACAAAAUUGCGGCCGGAGAAAUUAUUGUGGCUCCCAUGCACGCGCUGAAGGAGUUAAUAGAGAAUGCGGUUGAUGCAGGAUCAACUUCAAUCGAGAUUCUUGUGAAAGAAGGGGGUCUUAAACUUCUCCAGAUUACUGAUAAUGGCCACGGAAUUGAACAAGACGACCUCCCCAUUCUCUGCGAGAGAUUCACAACCUCCAAACUUAAAGAGUUUGAGGACCUUACCUCAAUAGCCACAUACGGAUUUCGUGGCGAGGCGCUAGCUAGUAUUAGCCAUAUUGCCCAUCUAACUGUAACCACAAAGACGGCCGAAUCAAGCUGUGCGUGGAGAGCUCAUUAUGGAGAUGGAAAGCUAGUCCCCCCCAAACCUGGACAAAGUGCUGCUCCAAAAGCCACCGCGGGCCGUGGAGGAACACAGAUAACAGUCGAAGACCUGUUUUAUAAUGUGCCAACUAGACGCAGAGCAUUCCGCUCGGCCAGUGAAGAGUAUGCGAAGGUCCUUGACGUAGUUGGCCGUUAUGCAGUACACUGCUCUGGUGUUGCUUUUUCAUGCCGCAAACAUGGUGAUGCGGGCGUCAGCAUUUCAACGGCAGUUGCUCUGAAUACCACCGACAGAAUCCGUCAAAUUCACGGAAGUGCAGUGGCUAAUGAACUGCUCGAGUUCAGCGUCAAGGAUGAGAAGUUGGGUUUCUCCUCAUCUGGAUUGGUCACGAAUGCAAACUACCACGUUAAACGAACUACUAUUCUUCUCUUCAUUAACCAUCGCACAGUCGAGUCUACUCCCAUUAAGCGAGCCGUGGAGCAGACAUAUGCCAGUUUCUUACCAAAAGGUGGGCAUCCUUUCGUCUACAUUGACCUCGAGAUUGAACCACACCGGCUGGAUGUAAACGUCCACCCUACAAAGCGGGAAGUAAACUUCCUCAACGAAGAUGAAAUUAUCGAGAGUAUUUGCGCGGAGAUCAGAUCGAAGCUAGCACAAGUCGACUCUAGUCGAACGUUUUUAACCCAAACACUCCUCCCUUCCGUACAGACUCUUGGACCCUCAGCGCAAGAGCCAGAGACCGGACCGAAAACACCAGCAGCCACUAAAAAACCGUACGAGAACAACCUAGUACGUACCGACUCCCGUGUACGCAAAAUAACCUCCAUGUUAUCACCCGCAAUGAACCAAACUACCACGGUAGAGGGCACCGAAGCCGAACCCACCACCCAGACCAUUCUCGACGAAGGCUUCCACUACGACACAACCGAUCGUGAGCCCCUGAAAAUCGCUCUGACAUCCGUGAAGCACCUUCGGUCCAUCGUCCGCAAUACAAUGCACAACUCACUAACCGAAACCAUCGCAUCCCACACCUACGUCGGCCUCGUUGACGAACAACGCCGCAUCGCAGCCGUCCAGUCAGGCUUGAAACUCUACCUCAUAGACUACGGCAUGUUCUGCAACGAAUUCUUCUACCAAGUCGGCUUAACGGACUUCGGAAACUUCGGCACAAUCAAACUAGACCCAGCCCCCAGAAUCGUAGAUGUCCUCCGCAUAGCGGCAGAUGCUGAAUGCGAAGCCGCCACCAGCAAUAAUACCCAGCAAGCGGAGGAAGAACGCUCGAUUUUGUCCAACGCCCCCGAGAUCGUCGCGAAAACACUGGUCGAUAGACGGGAAAUGCUCAGCGAAUACUUCUCCAUUCACAUCUCAGAUGACGGCCAUCUCCUCACUAUCCCCCUCUUGCUAAAGGGUUACAUGCCCUGUCUGGGAAAACUGCCGCGGUUUCUCCUCCGUCUUGGUCCAUAUGUCGAUUGGACGAGCGAGGAGGGCUGCUUUCAGACGUUCUUAUGGGAACUCGCGUCGUUUUAUACGCCGGAGCAGCUACCUAGGCCACCUAAGGAAGAGCCGCAGCAGGGCAAUUCGGAAGGAGACCCUGAAGAUACAGAGGAUGAGCUUGUCCAAAACCGUCGGGCGCAAAUGGUGCGCAUGCUGGAACAUGUUGUUUUCCCAUCUUUAAGGGCGCGGCUGGUUGCUACUACUAGGUUGCUGAAGGGCGUCGUGGAGGUUGCGGAUUUGAAGGGAUUAUAUCGGGUCUUUGAACGAUGCUAA
Molecule: messenger RNA, 2208 nt
Organism: Aspergillus puulaauensis
Lineage: Eukaryota; Fungi; Ascomycota; Eurotiomycetes; Eurotiales; Aspergillaceae
Gene: MLH1
Product: mismatch repair ATPase MLH1
Exons: 4
Coding region: 1-2208 (735 amino acids)
Biological process (GO): mismatch repair
Cellular component (GO): MutLalpha complex
Molecular function (GO): mismatched DNA binding; ATP-dependent DNA damage sensor activity; ATP hydrolysis activity
Source: RefSeq, a predicted model, not a curated record